GGUGGCAGUGCAGGGUCAGGUGACCAUUUAUAAAUGGCCUCCCAGCCACGUGCUUGUGCGCGCUCCCUGGGAGCGCACAGCACAGCGAUCCGGUCCCUAUCAUGUGAUCACUUGCAGAGUAGUAAGCAAGAUUUCACUUCUGACAUCAUUGCUUACUACGUGUGAAAUCUGCGAAUGAUCACAGAGGUCACAUGGUACAAGACUAUUCACAACAGCCUUGUACCAUGUGACAAGCUGUGACCAAUCACAGCUCACGUAGUA
Molecule: messenger RNA, 261 nt
Organism: Staurois parvus
Lineage: Eukaryota; Metazoa; Chordata; Amphibia; Anura; Ranidae
Source: the annotation of a GenBank genome assembly